CCUCUCAUUUUGAUUAGACAUCACAAAACAAGUAACUUCAACAGUUAAUUUUUUAUUUCCAGUUAUUCAUAUUUGGAUGAUAAUUAAUCUGGCCUGUUUCUCUGAUGAAUUCCUUUGUUGUUUUGGCAAUCUGUUUAGUGUCAUCUUGCUGUAAAUCUAGGGCUAUUCCACUCAGUUUGUUUACAACUUUCUUUAAAUUGGCAGACACCAUUUUUUGUUGGACCUGCUGCUGUCCUCAUUUGGUGCAUACUUUAUAUAUAUACACCUGCUGAACAGUUCAAGUUCAAAUGGGACGUCAAGGCAGUCAAUAUUCAUUGUUGGAAAUACCAGAUACAGUUUACAUCAAGUAUUAGUACAGUAUGUAGUAUUGAGUUCCUUUGUACUGUCAGAUUUUUCCAAUUAAAAAAAUGUUGAGCCUGUCCCGUAAGAACAUAGGUAGGUAGAGUAGCUAAAAUUUUUACUCAGGUAAGAAUAAAUUUACUUCAAAAUAACAUUAUUUUUUUCUCCAUUAUUUAUUAUUAUUAUUAUUAUUUAAAAUAAAUAAAUAAAUAAAAGUAGCCACCCCAAAAAUUUAUUCAAGUACAAGUAAGAACGUAAUUGUCGAAAAGAAUAGUAAUGAGUGACUGCUUACAAAGGCAGAUUUUUUUAAGCAAUGGUAUAUUUUUUUCUUAGCACAAUGUCAUCUACAGCAUAUGAACUGUUAUUAUACUGUACUAUAACCUUUUACAUAACCAUAUUAAGCCUAAAUAAAUACAUAAAUAUCAUCCAAUUCCAACUAGAAAAAUCUACUGAAAUGAAACACCACCCGUCCAAAGAGCAUGUGUUCCCUCUAGUGGAUAAAACAUAUUUCCUACCGUGCAAUUAUAACGAUCUUAUCUGCGGUUGUCUGUUGUCUAUCGGUGCCAAAUAAAAACUGGGAGAGUAGAUGAAGGCACGUUUUUGAGUAAUGUUGAUGGCAGUGCUCUAUGUGAAAUCGUUUACUUUUCACUUUGCUUUAAAGUAGAGCUGUCAAACGAUUAAAAUUUUUAAUCGAGUUAAUCACAGCUUAAAAAUUAAUUAAUCGUAAUUAAUCGCAAUUCAAAUCAUCUAUAAAAUAUGCCAUAUUUUUCUGUAAAUUAUUGUGGGAAUGGAAAGAUAAGACACAAGACGGAUAUAUACAUUCAACAUACUGUACAUAAGUACUGUAUUUGUUUAUUAUAACAAUAAAUCAACAAGAUGGCAUUAACAUUCUGUUGAAGCCAGGGGUCGUGUUAACCGAAUAUUUUCCGUCAUUGACCGGUUUUUUAAAACGGUGACGGAAAAAACUGAAGUCCAUCUGUCAUUUUGACAGGUUGCAAUUCACACCCCAGACCACAGGGUGGCGAGUGAGCAUAUUAAUUAGCUAUUGUCUCUCUUGAUGCAUGACGUCGUUGGCUUUACUCGGAAAAAUGUCAAGGCAACUGAGUGUCCGAAGUUUCUUCAAAAAGCCCCAAAACGACGAUGGUGUUGAUAAAAGAGGUGAAAAAAGAGGGACUGAUGCAGUGGAGGAUGAAGGAUGACAACGAAUCAAGGGCCAUCGAUGUGGAGGUCUGUCAAAAUAAAAAAUCCAUUAAUAAUCUCAAAGUGACGUCCAAGUAUUCUUCAGGACCAGAGCAUGACAGAAAUAUAGAUGUAGAAAUUGAAGAGAAUGAAAAUUUCAACUGUUAUCUUUAUCCGACAAAUCUACUCAACUGCUCGUGGACAUUCCCCUUGCUUAAAGAUGCUCAGCUCUUUGUCUAUAUCAGCAUUUGUGAUAAUAACAGCACAGUUCACUACCUUAGUCUUUCAUCUGAAGAACAUUCUGGAUCAACAUCCAUUGCCCUGAGGGAGUAUGAGAUGCUGUAUGUUAUCGUCCAAUUUAAUGUAUCCUGGGACCAUAUGUGGAUUGUGUACAGCUAUGUGUACGACACUGAAAUGAUGGAGGUUUUGCCUCCACCUGUAAACAUCGCGGCAUCAGUUGUGGAUGAAGGCCUAAUGGUAAGCUGGGAUCCGCCCCGAGAUCGUUCUAAUUCCAACUCCCGAUGCUUUGAAUACCAGUUGGAUGUGGGAAACCAGGAAAAAAAACAAAUCCGGGCGAGGCAGGUCACAAUUCCCAAUGUAGAUCCUGCAUGUACCUAUAGGGCAAGGGUCAGAGCCAGGAAAAUAUCUGCUGCUUGUUUGGGAUCAGAAUUAUGGAGCGACUGGAGUAAUACUGUCACAAUAGAACCUUUAAUUCGCACACUGAAUAUUAUGGUGAUUGUCUCAAUUGCACUUGGAGUACCCAUGAUCCUCCUGACUCUGUUGUUGCUGGUCCGCAAUCAGAGGGUUAAACAGGUUCUGCAUCCCACAAUUCCAUGCCCUGCAUUAAAGUACAAAUAUUUCCUGGAAGAAGAAAACAUACUCAAUUUCUAUCGUCCUACUCCAUCUAUGAAGUAUGAGGAGGAGAUCACAGUAGUGGAGGAUACAGGGAAACCGUUUACAAAAUAGUCAUGAUGGCAAUGAUUAAGGGUAAAGAAUUAUACACACACAGAAUCAUUAGGGUCACAAAUAAGUUUGAGCUGAGUAUCCAAUCACAGGGCACUAGGGCUGCAGCUAUCAAAUAUUUUAGUAAUCCAAUAUUCUCCUGAAAAUUCCAUCGAUUAAUCAAGUAAUCGGAUGAAACAUUGUUUUUAGGUAAAGUGCAAUUAUAAAUAUACAUGGGAAAAGAUAUACAUUGUUAAAAACAGCCAACAAUUGCAUCUCAGAUGUGAGUAGAGAGAAAGAAAAAAAAAAGAAAAAAAAAUCAGCGCUGUUUUGCCUUGCUGUGCGAUUGCUGUCAACUUAGAAUAAAUUGUCAACUUGUGUUUUGAAGCCUUUUUCCUGCUUAUAAUAUGUAGUCAGUACAAGGGGUUACAACUAAGGUGAACGCGUGGAGUUUGGCCUUUUGGCCGUGUUGUUGUUGUUUUUUUUUCUAUCAGAAGUGACAUUUCUGAUUUGUAGACAAAGGAAAUAAAAUGAUUAUGCUAUCCAUAAAAGCAUAGUGCAAAUAUUUUUUUGAACAAUAAAACAAUCAGACGUGUCAUAA
Corythoichthys intestinalis (scribbled pipefish) is the source of this 3061-nucleotide messenger RNA. RefSeq names its product granulocyte-macrophage colony-stimulating factor receptor subunit alpha-like. The record is from RefSeq and is a predicted model, not a curated record. Lineage: Eukaryota; Metazoa; Chordata; Actinopteri; Syngnathiformes; Syngnathidae. The transcript has 9 exons. Bases 1480 to 2484 code for a protein of 334 amino acids. Gene Ontology annotation, cellular component: external side of plasma membrane. Gene Ontology annotation, molecular function: cytokine receptor activity; protein binding. Gene Ontology annotation, biological process: cytokine-mediated signaling pathway.